Molecule: messenger RNA, 2878 nt
Organism: Octopus sinensis (East Asian common octopus)
Lineage: Eukaryota; Metazoa; Mollusca; Cephalopoda; Octopoda; Octopodidae
Product: gelsolin-like protein 2
Exons: 13
Coding region: 193-1290 (365 amino acids)
Molecular function (GO): actin filament binding
Source: RefSeq, a predicted model, not a curated record
UGACACUUAAUCGUUUCCAUUCUCUUUCACUCUUAAUAUUCAUUCAUAUUUUUCUCUCUCAAUUGUUUAGGCACUCCUCUUUCUCUUCUGGUUUUCUUAUAUUUUGCUUGUCUUAACAGACACCGCACUGCACAUAUAAAUACCUAUAAAACAAGAUCUAUUCCAGACGUUGAAAAGGGCCCGCUUUCAACCAUGAGUGGACUUCGUAAACAGAAGCAGUAUGACUGGAAAGACAGUAAUAUCUCAUUGUUUGGUUCCAGCACGGACAGAGAUGUUAAAAAAGAAGCAGCAGAACAUGAGAAAGCUUGGCAAGCAGUUGGAAAAGAAACUGGUCUCUUGGUCUGGAGAAUUGAGAAAUUCAAAGUCAAAGAAUGGCCUAAAAAGGAUUAUGGCUUGUUCUAUGAGGGUGACUCCUAUAUUGUCUUAAAUACAUACCUUGAGGAAAAUGGAGAGAAAUUCAAUUAUGAUGUACAUUUUUGGAUUGGCAAAUACAGCACUCAGGAUGAGUAUUGUGCAGCUGCCUACAAAACUGUUGAGUUGGACACUUUCUUGGACGAUGUACCUGUCCAACAUCGAGAGGUACAAGGACAUGAAUCUGAUCUCUUCAAGAGUUACUUUAAGAAAAUGACGUUCUUAAAGGGUGGAGUUGAUUCUGGAUUCCGAGUUGUCACAGAGAAGACCUAUCAAUCAAGGCUCCUACAUUUCUGUGGUACAAAGAAAAAUGUUGAAGUCAAAGAGGUUGCCAAAAACAGAGAUAUGCUGGAUAGUGGUGAUGUCUAUAUACUUGAUCUUGGUAAAACAAUCUACCAGUGGAAUGGUGCAGGUAGUAACAAGGAUGAGAAAUUCAAGGCUGUAAUGUACAUCAAUGAGUUGAAAAAUGAACGAAGCAUUGCAAUUAAAACAGAGGUACUGGAAGAAGAUUCUACUGAAGCUGAUCAUGAGUUUUACACAUCCCUAACAGAAGAAAAAGAGGAAGAGACCCACUUUACAUCAGAAGAAGGACCUAAGGAACUUUACAGGUUGUCUGAUUCCUCAGGAAAAGUUCAAUUUCACCUGGAGAAAAAAGGAGACAUUGGAAAACAUGAUUUAGAUUCCAAGGAUGUUUUUGUCAUUGAUACAAAGAAAGAAAUCGUUGUUUGGAUUGGUCUUGAUUCUUCAUCUACAGAAAAGAAUAACGCCAUGACCUAUGCUCAUAACUACCUGAUGAACAAACCCAACAGCCUGUUGCCAGUCACCUGCCUGCUGGAAGGUAAACAUGACAACAAGCUAAUUUCAGCUCUUGCUGCCUAAAUCAACACAGAUGGAUCUAUAUCCUGUCAAUAUGGAAACCUUUUCUAUUUUUUAUUAUUUUCAGUAUUUUUACAUAUUAUACCCACCCCCUACCUUUCUUUUACCCUUUUAAAAUUCACAAUUUUAUAUAGUACCCCAGAACACUAACAUCAGAAAUGCCUUCUUUUAUAUAUAACCAGCAUUGUGUGCUUCUUGUUACUGCUAACCACUUUACUCUAACAUCAGAUGUAUUUCCAGCUAGAUUUACUGGGACCAGCAACAAGCUGAACUUAGAGAUUCAGCAUAAUGCCUCAAGAAAUGUCAGAGCAACUGUAUUUAUAUUUGCAUGUCCUCUUUUAAUACCAACUGCUCAGCCACGCAGUGAGAAUAAAUGUAAGCUAAAUUUUCAGAUAGAGACCCCCAGGCAGAACAUUCACACACACACACAUAUAUGUACUGCUCCAUUAAUAGUAGAAUCAUUAUUUUAAAAAAUAGUCCAUCAUGAAGCCGUUUACUCAACAUAAGGAAAUUGAACACCUAUUUUGCAUAUCUCUAUCAACUUCUGAAGAGAUUCAGCUUUCACAUAAUUUUUUAUUUAAUUGAUUAAUUUUCUGAUGGUCUGAACUGAAACAGCUGUUAGUGAUGUUUGUCAAUUUUUUAAUUAAUAAAUAAUAAUUUAUUAAUUACCUCUCUGUUCUCUCAUCCAUGGCUUCUAUAGUUACCAUGCAGUUGAGUAUUAAAUAUCAUGUUCAAUACUUUGUAUAGAUAAUUUCAUAGGAUUUUGCUGUCUCUGAAUGAGGUUUGUAACCUUUAAUUUGUGCUUGUAUAUAUAUAUAUAUAUAUAUAUAUAUUUCUUUGAUCAGUUAUUAUUAAAUAACUGCUGGUGCCAUUGUGUAAUAUUCAUUAUAUAAUAUGCAUGACUGAAUUUUUAUUAGCAUCUAUGUUCUUAGACAUGCUGUUUGAUAGGUCACCUGCAAGUUGUUGAAGCAAUUGUAAACUGUGGAAAUAUAAUGCCAUAAACUCCACUCUUCAUGUAUAUACAUGUGUGUGUGUGUGUGUGUGUAUAUAUAUAUAUAUAUAUAUAUAUAUAAAAAUACAAAAUGGGACAAGAACGCAAAACAUCCGGACAACUAGGUGAUACAAAAAGGGUACAACAAAACAUCCAGAUAGACGAUACAAAAGAAACAAGGACAGGUCAUUCGAAGCUUUCUAUCCUCAGUCAAGAACCGGAUCAUCCUUGCAAUUUCGGCUGAUUAGCAUGAACACAACAGCUUCCCUUUAUUUUAAAAUCACAUAACCUUUUUUGCCUAGUCAGAAAAAAGAAAACUAACAUUUACAUUACCUAUACUGUUAUUGAGUUGAGUUUUGAUUUCCAUUUGAAAAAUCCAAAAAACUUGAUGUUGCACAGACACUCUUGAGGAAGGCAUGAAUUUCACAGACUCUCUUUUCCUGUACUCUACAGACCAAGCUUUUUUUCUAAUUUGCUUUCUAACUAAAACAUUAUUUCCCACUCUUUAACAACUUUCUCUCAUCUCCAUCAGUAUUAUUUGAAUUAUUAUGCUAAUUGCAAAUUCUUACAAACGUUUAAAAAUAAAAGUUUCUCCAGCUA